Hypoxylon fragiforme is the source of this 2156-nucleotide messenger RNA. RefSeq lists its product as uncharacterized. The transcript has 3 exons. The record is from RefSeq and is a predicted model, not a curated record. NCBI's taxonomy places the organism in Eukaryota, Fungi, Ascomycota, Sordariomycetes, Xylariales, Hypoxylaceae. Bases 436 to 1959 code for a protein of 507 amino acids.
GUGUGAAGCCAAGUUUCUUGGUGAUUGUACCUUUAUGUCUUUACCUUCCUACUCUUCAAUGUUUACCUUCCUACUAGAUACUAUUACUAGGUAUUAUUACGUAGUUUAUGGUGUCGUGUGAGUCUAAUCACUACCAUCGUCACUCUUAUCUACGAUGGAUGGUGUAUAAGACACCUCAUCCUCUUGUCACUUUACAUUUCAUCGCAACUUUUCAUGGCCUGUUGUUGGGAUUGAGAUUGCUAUUUGAAUUUUUAUCGAGCAAUGGUCCUACGAUGUGACUCCUAGCAUCAUGUACAACAUGAAUCCAGUUCUCUCAUCUCUCUUAUUUAAUCGACCUUCACUCUCUGUUUUUUUUUCCAAUUCUCCGUACGCACUCGGGAGUAAAAACCGCGCCCCUACCUUACUACUUCGACAGUACUUAAGUAGUGUCAGAACAUGGCAGACGAAUCUAAAAAUGGAACGGCAGCCAGCAAUGAGCGUAUGAAUCAUCCUCCUCCUGUCGUGGCGAGGGAAUCCUACUUCUCGCCACCGCCGUCUUAUGAUACAAACACCCAUCAGCAGCACCACGCCGAGGUAGGAGAGGUAGGAGAACUUCAAGGUUCGCUGAACGCGCCACGGCCUACUGGUCCGUACCACUACAAUUCCUUCGAGCCGAUCCUCUCCGGUGCCUUCGACGCCUUCGACAUGGAUACGUGCGCCUGCUGCACGCCCAACCCCAAUCUGCAGGGCCUCGAGUUCUCCAGCCCACCACCUUUCGAGGCCGUCCCUACGCCUGUGUACCCCGGAGCGGCCCAGGGUGGGAGCUGGACCGACGAAGCAAUGGCCCCCCCGAGCCCGAGCACGAACACCAACACCAGCCCGUUCCUCACCCCACCGAGCACUGCUGCUACUGCGUUCGCCGACCCGGCUGUUGUGUCGUUUGGCCUCGGUAACGACUACCCCCACCACCAACACGAACAGCACCACGACGAUGCUGCUACUACUGCUACUGCAAGCAGUAUCCACAACAACAACAGCAACAGCAACAACCCCCUCCCAGGCUGGAUCCACGGCACCCUCCAGCUCCACGGCAAAGACACCCCCUGCACGGGGUACCUGAACCCGGCGUGGGUGCGCGGCACGCCGACGGGGGUCUUCCUGACGUGGGGCCCGCGGAGCGAGGGGGAGACGGACGUCGUGUUUGCCAGCGACCUCCUCCGCUUCAGCGACAGCGAGGGCGGAGGGCACCGGCUCGCCAUCCCGUUCCCCUGUGCCGCGAGCGGGUGUCUGCGCGCGGCGUCGGAGGUGGGAGGGAACGAGGGUGAGGGUGAGGAGGAACAGUGGGUGUUCGUCGGCGACGGCGUCGUCGCCCCGGAGAUGACGCUGUGGUUCCCGAGUCUGCUGCGCGGCUUCCGGGGAUCGGGGAGGGAGCACCCGCUUCGGGUUGCGAGGGGGUACGGGGUUCGUCGGCUGGGGCCUUGCGGUGGGGGGGUUGGGUCUGGUGCUGCUGGCACUGCUGUCAGUGGUGGUGGUGAUGAUGUUGGUGGUGGUGGUGGUGUUAGUGCUGCUGCUACGCCCCGUAUCUUGUAUCAAGGUGUUGAUGCGAAAGAGCUGGAGAGAAAGAUUCAGGAGUUGCGGGUGCGGGAGGUGCAAGAAGGGGAAGAAGCACAAGCACAAGCACAGGAGCAGCAACCGCAACACGGAAAGAAGAAACGAGGUCGUCGUCCCAGACAUCAUCGCCGAGGAGGCCGUCGGCGUGGGAGUACCGCCACUGCCACUGCCGUUCCCGCUGUUGCUACUUCUACUUCUACUGCCGCCGCUGCUGGUAGUGGUGAUGGCGGUAGUGAAAGUUCACCUUCCGUCAACAUCCCCGUCUCGAUCAACAUCUCCCUCUUGCUUUCUGUGGGCGAAAAUGGCUCAGAUGCGCGGGUGCGGAGUUGCAAUACUCGGGUUACCGCUGGACGUCCUCGCCGGGCGUAGGUGGGUAGAUUGAUUGGUUGAUUGAUGGUCUUUUUGUGUGUUGGGGCGUCAGGGAGCGCAGGGGGAUGAGUUCUUCUAGUGAAUGUUGACGAACAGAUAUCACACAUGAGGAACCACUGAGUUUGUGCGUAGACUUUUGUUAAUAUGUAUGUUUAUUGAUUCAGUCCUCCCCUUUAUGGCCCAAGACCAAAGCCCUC